Molecule: messenger RNA, 145 nt
Organism: Racocetra fulgida
Lineage: Eukaryota; Fungi; Glomeromycota; Glomeromycetes; Diversisporales; Gigasporaceae
Source: the annotation of a GenBank genome assembly
CCACUGAUCCUGGAUCCAUGGGAAUUUGGGAGGAUAAUCACCCUUUGUUUGACCAUCCGACAGAUUAUUCCGUAAAGGGAUGUAAUUCAGAUUUGAAGUGUAAUGCGGAUUUGGUUAAACCUGUGACCGUGUCAAAAUGUGGCAU